CUUAUUUAGACAAAGUACACAUUUUUCCUUAACUCAAAAACCUUAGAGUUGAAGAAAGAGUCGAGAGUAGUGAUACCAAGGCUUCAAAUUCUACAACAAAGAAAACACUUUUGUUCUCUUUCAUACUAAGGAAUUUCACUUGAAAAGAAAAUGCUCCAUACUAAUAGAUUCGGGUCCAUAAGUUUGUGUUCUAAUGUACAAAAGAAAUCCAUUCUAGACACUAAUAUAAUUAGAUCCGCUUUUCAUAGACAAACUUGGAAUUUUAGACCUCAGAUAAGAUCGAUUCAGGAUCGUGGGAUUCUCCUUUUCUAUCAUACAGAAAAGGCUGUUUCACAAAAUUUACUUCUAACUAAUUGUUCUAUGUCUUCUAUAGCUAGUUUAAAUUCUGAUGCCAAAUUUGAGUUGCAUAGAAAUGUUGCAGAUUUUAAACCAAGUGUUUGGGGUGAUUAUUUCGUUCAACAUGCUUCGGAAUCUAUGGAAUUUGAUCAAAAUAUUGUGGCACAAAUUGAAACUCGAAAAAAUGAUGUUAGGAACAUGCUUGUCUCAAAGAUUGAGAAGCCCUUGGCAAAAGUUCAUUUGAUUGAUUCAAUAAUCAGAUUAGGUCUGAGCUAUCAUUUUGAAGAUGAGAUUGAAGAGAUUUUACAACAUGUUUACAAUGAUUAUGCUGAAAAUGGAGAAUUAACUAAUUUUGAAGAGAACUUGUGCUCUCUUGCUGUGCUAUUUAGGUUGUUGAGGCAACAAGGACUUUACGUUUCACCAAAUGUAUUCAACAAAUACAAGGAUGAGAAAGGAAAUUUUAGUGAAAGACUACUUAGUGAUGUUGAGGGGAUGUUAAGUUUGUAUGAAGCCACACAUAUGAUGGUUCAUGGAGAGGACAUUUUGGAAGAGGCUUUGGUUUUCACUACCACUCACCUUGAGUCCAUUGCCAACCAACUAAGCUGUUCUUAUGCAAUACAAGUCAAACAAAGCUUAAGGCAGACUCUCCAUAAGAACGUGCCUAGACUUGAGGCACGAAGCUACAUUUCCAUAUACGAGCACAAUCCUUUACAUGAUGAAAACUUAUUAAUUUUGGCAAAACUAGAUUUCAACAUGCUCCAAAGCCUACAUCAAAAGGAAUUUGGUAACCUUUGCAAAUGGUGGAAGGAGUUGGAUGUGCCGAAUAAACUACCGUAUGCACGAGAUAGGAUAGUAGAAUGUUGCUUUUGGGGUUUGGGUAUAUUUUUUGAGCCCCAAUAUUCUCAAGCAAGAAAAAUGGUGUCAAAACUUUUCGUCAUUGCAACCCUAACCGAUGAUACAUAUGAUGCAUAUGGAACUAUAGAUGAAUUAGAACUUUUUACUAUGGCAAUUGAGAGGUGGGAUAAUAGUUGUUUGGAUAGUCUUCCGGAUUAUAUGAAGUUUCUUUAUAGAACAAUAUUAGAUUUUUACGAAGAAAUUGAGGUGGAUAUGAGAAAUGAAGGAAGAGGAUACGUCUUAAACUACUACAAAAAAGAAUUCAAAAUAUACAUUCAAGGUUAUAUGAGUGAAGCUAGAUGGUUAACUAGUAAACAUAAACCAACACUAGAAGAGUACAUUUGCGUUUCGAGGGAUUCAGCUGGUUAUGCACUGCUUAAUAUAAUUUGUUACAUUGGUAUGGGUGACUCAGCAAUAGAGGACAUCUUCAAAUGGGUAUCAAGUUGGCCAAAAAUUGUAAAUGCUGCAGCUGCAAUUUGCAGGAUAAAGGAUGACAUUAUGACCAGCGAGUUUGAACAGAAAAGAGGACAUGUUUCGUCAUUCGUGGAAUGCUAUAUGGAACAAUACGAAAUAUCUAGACAAGCAGCCAUUCAAGAAGGACAAAGGAGAAUCGUUGAUGCUUGGAAAGAUAUGAAUGAAGAAUGUCUUAGGCCAACUAAAGUUCCAAUGCCUUUUCUGACGCGUAUUCUAAACAUCUGUCGUGUUAUGGAAGUGAUUUACAAAGAUAAAGAUAACUUCACAAACACUGAAGGAGAAUUGAAGACAUUUAUUAAAGCAUUACUUGUUGAUCCAGUACCAAUUUGAGCAUUCAUUUUUGUCUUUUAUGCUUUUUAUUUUUACUUUUAAAUGAAGAAAACUUGUCAUGUGUGAAGUUUGUUUUGUUGAAUUGAAAGAAAGUUGUAAGCAUAUUUUUAUCCAUCUCUAAAGUUUAAUGAAGUUAAUUGGGAGUUGAUGUUUCAAUUUUAUGCAUCUCUAGAGUAUUCUCAUGAUUAUACAUGGGUUACAAUCAUU
Messenger RNA from Trifolium pratense (red clover), 2241 nucleotides. RefSeq names its product (-)-germacrene D synthase-like. Gene Ontology annotation, molecular function: magnesium ion binding; terpene synthase activity. Bases 151 to 2034 code for a protein of 627 amino acids. Gene Ontology annotation, biological process: diterpenoid biosynthetic process. The record is from RefSeq and is a predicted model, not a curated record. Lineage: Eukaryota; Viridiplantae; Streptophyta; Magnoliopsida; Fabales; Fabaceae. The transcript has 7 exons.